Messenger RNA from Emericellopsis cladophorae, 897 nucleotides. RefSeq lists its product as uncharacterized. The record is from RefSeq and is a predicted model, not a curated record. The coding region runs from base 1 to 897 and encodes 298 amino acids. Lineage: Eukaryota; Fungi; Ascomycota; Sordariomycetes; Hypocreales; Bionectriaceae. The transcript has a single exon.
AUGCCUGAGCCUGAGCCUGAGCCUGAGCAGCAGGGCUCUCCUGGUCCGUCCCCGCCCACGCCCACGCCCACGCACACUACGCACACGUUUGACGUGCCAUACCGGGCGGGCACGUCCUUCACGCCGACGAGCGCGGACGCUGAGCCGCGCGCACCCGCGCACAUUGAGCCCAUACCGCGCAUCGCCCUGGGCGACGGUUCCUCACCGCAGGCGCCCUCACAAUCCGAGCAGCGGCGCGCCCAGCGUCGUGAGACGGCGGGCCUGGCAGAGGGCCUCGAGGGCAAGUACGUCGAUGAGUUUGGCAACGUCCUCGACUGGGACGGCACCGUCAAGGGACGCGUCGAGGGCGACCUGCCCUCCAUGGUGGGACGCCCCGUCUCCGCCAACGGUGAUGUCCUCGACGCAGAGGGCGAGGUCGUGGGCCACGUCUCGGAGAACCACGACCAGCCGCCCCUCAAGGAGCUCGACGGGGGGCUGCGCGUCGACGAUAUGGGCAACAUUUAUUCGGCAGACGGCAGCAUCAUUGGGAAACUGAAUGAGCCGCCGCCCAAGAAGGCGGACGAGGAGAAGCCUCAGGAGCAGGAGAAGCAGCCAGAGGCAGAGAAGAAGAAGCCGUGCGGCUGCAGUGCGCCACAGCCUGCGUCGGCGCCACGACCCUCUGAGAUUUAUCUCGACGUCAAGUCGACGUUUGAUGGCAUCCAGAUUAUACUCAAGAUCCCCACCAUAUUCAACCAGGAGCAGCAGCAACAGCAGAAGCAGGAAACCAGCCAGAGGGGCGAAGAAAGCAGAAGCAGAAGCAGAAGCAAAAGCAAAAGCAGAAGCAGAGGAAGAAGUAGAAGCAAGGAGCAGGGCCGUGGGGAUGAGCAGGCGAGCUCCAAUGUCACUUGCGAACCAUGA